AUGGAAGAUACGAUGCAACAAAUCAGUGAUAUUCUGAGUGAUAUUCCAAGUGCUCUGUUGCAGUCGGAUCCGUUUGCAAUGACUCCAUUGCAUAUCCUGGCACUAGCCCAAACACCAAGACUAGAACUUUUUCAAGUCCUCUCGUCGGUAGAUCCAGCCCUCUCGGCGAGAGAUCAGUUUGGAUCGACUCCACUGGACUAUCUUGAGAAAAAUAUUUCCGAGGGAGGUUUGCAGGUGACUCGAUGGUUGGUGCAGCAAGUUGUGGAACAGAAAGGAGCAUUCCUCGGCCUAGACCGAUGGAAGCAAGAGCUAUUUGUCAUGAAGGAAGGAAUCGAAAGGGCUGACUGCUCUUCGACCAGGAACCGUGAAAUCCAGUCGCUUUUGGAUAGGCUUGCGAAGUUGGAAUUCCUUGAGGUGCUUUCGUUGGCGGAAUUGGUUCUUUGGAAAAUCAAAUUGGGCGAGAAUACAUUGGAUCAAGAGAGCAUUGAUCGAGAAAGCAGUCGGAUCCAUUGUGGUAUUUCCAUUCUCGUUGGGAACGUUUUACCCUUUCUCGGGAAAGAGUAG
Molecule: messenger RNA, 564 nt
Organism: Cylindrotheca closterium
Lineage: Eukaryota; Bacillariophyta; Bacillariophyceae; Bacillariales; Bacillariaceae
Source: the annotation of a GenBank genome assembly